Messenger RNA from Puntigrus tetrazona (Sumatra barb), 2899 nucleotides. It is a transcript of the gene porcn, whose product is annotated as porcupine O-acyltransferase. The transcript is spliced from 15 exons. Gene Ontology annotation, molecular function: palmitoleoyltransferase activity; Wnt-protein binding. Gene Ontology annotation, cellular component: membrane; endoplasmic reticulum. Bases 505 to 1890 code for a protein of 461 amino acids. Gene Ontology annotation, biological process: Wnt protein secretion; protein palmitoylation; canonical Wnt signaling pathway. The record is from RefSeq and is a predicted model, not a curated record. NCBI's taxonomy places the organism in Eukaryota, Metazoa, Chordata, Actinopteri, Cypriniformes, Cyprinidae.
AUGCUCUGGAAGAUGAUUGGUCAUCAGAUGGCCCUUUGGGAAGCUGUAAUCGUGAACGACGGACAGCAUCAAUGGGAAUCAGCCAUCAGGCGCAUUGCCAGCAUCAUCUGCUCUGGACCGAUUGUGCUGGAAGCGCGACAUGAUUCUCCAUAUUUAGUUUAGAUACUGGUCGAAAAUUAUAUAGCUUUAUCCUGGAUUAAAAUUGAACUAAGUAAUAUAAGAGAAUGUGUAAAAAACCUGACAUUUUAUGGACCCACAGACGUAUUCCUGCUGCGGUUCAUCGCUGUGUGAGUUGAUAGUGGGGGUGAAGCGCUCAUCCUCCUCCUCCGCUGUCGCGCUCAGUAACGAACUGUACAUCCCAGCUGUUAUAAUUCUCAUUUAGGAGAUAAAACACCUGUCGUCGAUAUUACAGAUAGCUUACAUCUCGACCGGUCAGACCUCGCAUGCUGUCUGCAUUGCGGUGUGAGGGUAUUUAACAUCUUGCAGAGUGUCAUAUUCAAAACAAUGGGAGCUCUAAGCAAACGACAGUUUUUCCAGGAACUGGGAUCCGGAUGCUUGCUUCCGACUGUCCAGCACGGUCUGGAACAAGUAUGGCAGCUGUUACUCAUCUGCCUAGUGUGUAGGCUGCUGUGGAGAUUAGGUCUGCCAUCUUUCUUGAAACACCUGAGUACAGUGGCAGGUGGUUUUUAUACUCUUUAUCUGUUUUUCGAGCUGCACAUGGUUUGGGUGGUGCUUCUCAGCCUCCUCUGCUACCUCAUCCUCUUCCUGUGCCGCCAUUCGAGCAGCCGAGGACCCUUCCUGUCCAUCACUAUCCUCAUCUACCUCCUUCUGGGAGAGUUACAUAUGAUGGAUACAACAACGUGGCAUAAGAUGAGAGGUUCCCAGAUGGUAGUGGCCAUGAAGGCAGUUUCUCUUGCCUUUGAUUUGGACAAAGGCAUAGUGGAGAAAUUUCCCUCUCCGGUGGAGUUCAUGGGCUACAUUUACUUUGUGGGGACGGUCAUCUUUGGGCCUUGGAUCAGUUUCAAUAGCUACAUGGAUGCGGUAGACAGUCGAAAAUUUAGCGUUUCCUGGUUUUUGAAGUCAGUCUUCAGCUGUGUGAAGAGCCAGCUGUGUCUGGUAAUUUCCAACUGUAUUGCACCCUAUCUCUUUCCCUAUUUCAUCCCGGUCUUUGGAGAUAAGCUGCUCCGCAACAAGAAACGGAAAAUGAGGGGCUCUAUUAAAAGGUGGCUACAGGCCUAUGAGAACACCAUGUCCUUCCAUUUCAGUAAUUACUUUGUGAGUUACCUUGGUGAGGCCACCGCCACACUGGCAGGUGCUGGUUUCACAGAGGAGAAGGACAAUCUUAAGUGGGACUUGACAAUAGCAAAGCCGCUAAAUGUAGAGUUUCCCAGGUCUAUGGUUGAAGUGGUGACUUCCUGGAACCUGCCCAUGUCCCGCUGGCUCAACACCUAUGUGUUCAGGAAGGCUCUCAAAUAUGGGAGCUUCACAGCUAUUAUCUUCACAUACACCGCAAGCUCCUUGCUACAUGGUCUAAGCUUCCACAUUGGGGCAGUAUUAUUUACACUAGGCUUCAUAACAUAUAUUGAACACGUGCUUAGGAAAAGAUUGUCAGUGGUUUUAAAUGCAUGUGUCCUCUCCAAGAGAUGCCCCUCUGACUGCAAACACAGACAUAAAAAGGAAUUUUGGGUAUAUUUAAUGAACGGGACUUUUAGCUUGUUAGCAGUACUACACUUAACAUACCUGGGCUCAAUUUUUGGCUCCAGCACAGAUGACAUGGAUUCAGAUGAGGACGGUAUGGCCAGCCACACCAUUGAGAAAUGGACACAGCUCAGCUGGACAAGCCACUGGUUGACCUUUGGCCUUUGGGUCCUGUAUCGCCUUAUUCUAUAAACACUGAGACCUCUGUAGACGAGAAGAUGUAGGGGAGAGGAUAGCAAUAACUGUGAUCGGAUAUUUUAUAUGGUUUUACUAUAGAAGAGCUGUGGCUGUUUAUGGCAUCACUGUGACUUCUGGAAGAACACAUCUGCAGCCCAGCGUUUCCAAAUACAGGAAAAAAAUUAACGUAUAGGUAAUAUUGAUCCACACCAUUGGACCACUUCUGAAGUUUUCUAAACUACCUAAAGUAAAGAAGCAUCAAGACUUAAUAAUAAAAAAAAAAAACUCAGUAAGUGUGAACAUGUACUUGAUAUUCAUAGCCAUUGUUGUAGUUGGUUUUGUAUGAUGGUUUAGGAUAAUUACGUCCUUGUCAAAAAAGGUAAAUAUUCUCAGUACUUUUUGUCAGAAGCUCUAAAGUGAAAUCGCACAAAGUUGGUUUUGGUACGUUUUUCAGUAGUUUUUUUCCACCUCAAGUGGACUAACGACUAAUACUCAUGCUUAUUCACUAUAGCACAUAUCAUUUGUUCAUUACAGUUGUCAAACAUGCCGUAUAACAGUGGCCACCAAACGUGUUGCUCGAGGGCCAGUAUGCUGCAUAGCUUAGCUCCAGCCCUACUCAAACACACCUGAACAAGCGAUUCUUCUUCUUAUGUAUACUUGAAACUUCCAGGCAGGUGUAUUGUAGUUAAACUCAGCAGGACGCUGGCCCUCCAGGACCGAGUUUGGUGACUCCUGCCAUUAAAACUUCCUUAUAGGCCUCUGAAUGAACAUAUGAUAAAGUUCUAAGGGAAUCCUCUGUUUUGUAUGAAGUGACUCUGGUACUUCUCUGACUUUGAAACCACUGCAGACACUCAAAUGAGACAGUAUUAGUAGUGUUAUAUGCUUGUUAUAUUUAAACUUUUUAAAAAAUGUAUUCACAAGAAAUGGGAAAAGUUAAACCAUACAGAUGUGUGUAUUUGUUUUCAGUGUGUUUGUUUUCAUAUUUGCCAUUGUAUUAUUGCUAUAGUUAUUUAUUACCACAAUU